ACCGUCUCAUGCAGCAAUAUGUCCACCUCCAGAUUGCCUAAUAUCCCCGCUCUGCGUAAACACCAACUUCUCCUGGAAUUUGCGAGUUUAAAUCAUGCAGCCCCUCCAGGUCUCUAUGUGAGCCCUACCCCGAAUGAUCCUACUCUUUGGACGGGUGUUUUAUUCGUUCGUAGUGGUCCAUAUGCUUCUGCUAUCCUCCGUUUCCAGAUCCGAUUCCCGCCUUCAUAUCCCAACCUCCCACCUUUAGUGACCUUCUCUACCGAUGUAUUUCAUCCGCUGAUCGUUCCCCUUACGACAUAUACCUUUAGCACAAACGCUUCAAGCGAAGAUCCCGUCAGUGCUUCAGACGAGGAGCGAUUACCGCCUGGCGGAUUUAGUCUCCGACAUGGAUUUCCCCACUGGUUUGGACGAGGUAAACGAAGUGUGAUCAAUUCAGUGGGCUCUUCGAGAGCCGUGAGUAUUAAUGGCUCCAAUAUCGGUGUUGAUGCAUCCGGCAAGGACUCGCCUCAGAACCCAAACGACGCCUCUAGACCUACAUCUCCGUCGAAGAAUCAAGGGGAUAUUGAUCGAGAGGAGAGUGCUACCUCAGCACCAGAGGAGAACCCAGUCGAAAUAAGAGAAAAUGUCCCGGUUACUGCUUUAUUGAAUUAUAUCCGAUCUACAUUCGACGACGAAACAGUUCUCGACUCGUUGCCACUCGAAGCUGCUGGAAAUCCAAGCGCUUGGCAUGCGUGGAAGGCUCACAGAAAAGAUAGCAGUAACUCGGCCUUUACAAGUAGUUCUAAAAGAGCAAACCCGCAGGCGCGGCUUCCCGGUGAUUGGCACUGGGAUGGGAUUUGGGCUAAGCGUGUCCAAGAUGAGGUCGAGGCGAGUCAUUCGGAAGCAACAUUGUUUGGCAAUGCAACUCGAAGUGGAGGAACUGAGGAUACGAUACGUUUCUCUCGAUUAGACGACGCUACGUUGACCUCAAUUAAAGAGAUGAUAAACCCACGGGUGGAAGAAGCGCACCAGUAGUUCGAUUCUUGCGAUUUAUACCCAAUUCAUUGUCCAUGUAUACAGGAAAGAAUUAAUAUCUGUACAAACUCUGGCCCUCUUGUUUCCUCAUUCGCGUUUAGCGUCCCUUGGCACGCUCUUUCCCAAAGAAGAAGCUGUUUUAUGUAUACCGACGAUUUUCUGCAACGGGGUAGAAGGCUUCUCUUCAAGAUCUGUCCAUUACCUACCAAAAAUAUCCUCAUAAAUCUUUGCAUACCGAAUCCCCGCUGCAUCCAUCGGAGUAAAUAGACCUACAAGCAUGGCUAAGAAUUACGAUACCUUCGUCGUCAUUGGACUAGUUACUAUUCCGAUAUUCCUUAUCGGCGUCAUCUUCAUAAUGGCUCUGGCUCUUUCGGGGGCCUGCAGUGGUCGGCUUCACACUCACUAUCUCUUUUGCAUCAAUCCUCAGGAGAGACAGAAGGAGAGAGCCGCUGCUCGCGGCAGUUCCGACGUCCCCGAUAUAACAAUUUCUCCACCGGCGCCCUGCGCAAGACAGGAAUCAGACCA
Molecule: messenger RNA, 1539 nt
Organism: Aspergillus caelatus
Lineage: Eukaryota; Fungi; Ascomycota; Eurotiomycetes; Eurotiales; Aspergillaceae
Product: putative ubiquitin-conjugating enzyme
Exons: 4
Coding region: 19-1014 (331 amino acids)
Source: RefSeq, a predicted model, not a curated record